UCUAACCUGUCACUUAAUUGACCAAUCUCUUUCCACCAGGACUAUCAAAUGGGCUGAAUGCUUUUUAUAAUGAACUGAGCUCCAGUCAUUUUGUAAUUUAGUGCUCAUUGCUUCCCCCACCCCCCCAUCAGUUUAGCUCAACAGCAGUUUGGAGGGUCGCGCUGAAAACAAUCAUCGUCAUCAGAGAGAGGAAAAGCCAAAUCCGUGAAGUGAAUCCAAGGAUCAUUUCAAGACGGGGAGAAAAGUGCUCAAAUCCAUCGGGAUGUUUGAAGAGUCUAGGCAAGGAAAGUGAUCACACUCCUCAGUAUAGGCCUAAUGGAGAAUGAGACCUCAAUCCACGGGGGCUACAUCCCGCACUACCUUCUCCGAGGGGAUCCCUUUGCAUCUAAGCUGUCCAAAGAGGCAGACAUAGUGGCUGCGUUCUACAUCCUCAUCAUCGGUAUCAUGUCAGCCACUGGAAAUGGCUAUGUCAUAUACAUGACCGCCAAACGGAAGAGCAAGUUGAAGCCGCCAGAAUUCAUGACACUGAAUCUAGCUAUAUUCGACUUUGGCAUAUCAGUUACUGGAAAGCCAUUCUUUGUGGUGUCUAGUUUUGCCCAUCGCUGGCUCUUUGGCUGGGAGGGCUGCCGCUUCUAUGGCUGGGCUGGCUUUUUCUUUGGAUGUGGCAGCCUUAUUACUAUGACAAUUGUCAGCUUAGACCGCUACUUGAAAAUCUGCCACUUAAGAUAUGGUACAUGGUUCAAACGGCACCAUGCUCUUCUCUUUGUGGUUUUCAUUUGGUUCUAUGCUGCUUUUUGGGCCACUAUGCCACUGGUGGGCUGGGGUAGCUACGCCCCUGAGCCAUUUGGCACCUCCUGCACACUGGACUGGUGGCUGGCCCAGGCCUCAGUAGCUGGUCAGAGCUUUGUUAUGUCCAUACUUUUCUUCUGCCUUGUCCUCCCCACUGGCAUUAUCGUCUUCUCCUAUGUCAUGAUUAUCUUCAAGGUGAAGUCUUCAGCCAAAGAAGUCUCUCAUUUCGACACGCGGAAUAAGAACAGCCACAACCUGGAGAUGAAGUUGACUAAGGUGGCGAUGUUGAUCUGUGCAGGGUUUUUAAUAGCGUGGAUCCCUUAUGCUGUGGUCUCAGUGGUGUCUGCUUUUGGCGAGCCUGAUUCAGUGCCUAUUUCAAUCUCUGUUAUACCGACUUUGCUGGCCAAGUCCUCUGCCAUGUACAAUCCAAUCAUAUAUCAAGUCAUUGACUGUAAGAAGAACUGUGCAAAAUCGCUCUGCUUUCAAACAUGGGUUAAAAGGAAACAUUACAAAACAUCAAGGUUCUACUCCAUCGCUGCCUCCAUGAAAGAGAGACCAGCCAAUGAAGUUCAAAUUGAGAUAUGAGCAAAUGACAGGAACUCACAGUUGGCCUGUGAUUGGACACUUGGCACUUUUCUUAUUAUUGUGCAAUUUAGAUAUCAACAACUCCUGUUAGGAUAUGAAUGCCCUUGCCUAAUUUUGCUGGUGUUUUGUAAUGCUGUUAACAUCACAAACUCUAUGAAACCAUCUCCUUUUAAUUUAACCAGUGUGUGUAUAGAAGAAUUAAGUGGUAAAGAUAUGUAUUUUUAUAUUUUUUAUGGUUAUUUGUUUGUUUUAUAAUCCUGCAUCUGUGAUCUAAACUAUGCACAUCUGUAUUGUCCCUAAAGCACUAUUCAUAUUCCCAGCACAGUACCACGUUUUUUGAUAGCUAAAGUGAUGUCACUUUUUAACAAAAACUAGUCUGUGUCCAGUAUGUUGUUUCUCAUUUAUUUGAGUGAGUUGAAACACAGAAAUCACGCAAAUCUACGUAAUAGGGGCAAUUUGCAUGGUUACAGAUAAACAACAAAAUAUAGAUAGAUAUAAACACAACAUAAGUGGAAAGUACCUUGCUGUUAUUUUCAGUCUAAUUGUAUAAACACUGAUGCACUGAUUUAGACUUGAUAUUGUAUUCCGUUUACAUAGUAUAACACAGACGUAGCAUGGUAGUUUUGGGUCAUGUGCAAUGAUUAUAGAUAUUUUUGCAGUUUUUACAUUGAAAAGUGUGUCCCAAUUUUCAAGCUUUAGUUUUGAAAAAAAUAAAAUAAAAUUUUAAGUAUAUUACAUUUUAAAUAUUAAGCUCAUUUUCAAAAAAUUAAAAACUGCAACAUUUAGGUAACAUUUAAACUUUCUGUUCCAUACAUAAUAGCCUUUUGGAUGAUAUCAAUCCACAUAAAAGCAGGCAGUCCCUGUACUAUCAAAGGUUUUUUCAUUAUAAGUUCUGCAGUGAUUGAAAGUUUCCCAGAAAUAUCCCUAGGAUUUGAGAUACUGUUUUUUUUUUGUUGUUUUUUUUUUUGCACAAGGCAACAAUUAUAAGUUUCAGUAAUUUCUUAAUCUAAUACUUAAGCGACUCAGAUGUCUAGAAUGAUAGAAGUUUCCUUUUAUAUAACUAAGAGACCCAUUCAGCAAAUUUUCUUACCAUACGGUUAUAGUGAACAUAAUACUGUAUCAACCCAGAAACACUAAAGGAAAUUAUAUAGGAAGAAUGUCUGAGCAGCUCUUUUCCAAAGUGGAUUCAAGUAUUCUAAAAGCAGUCUAUAGACUUUUAUAGAUAAUAAUAAUGAUUAUUCCUUACAUUUAUAUAGGGGAUUAUUAGGAAGCCAUGAUGGAAAGAGGCCAAUGGUCUACAUUGUCCAGGACAAUGGCGUUACUCACCUACUCUUUUUUUUCUUUUCUUUUUUUAUUUAUUUAUUUUUUUUAUAAACGUCCGGUUUAACGUCUCAUCCGAAAGACAGUGCCUUUUUACGGUGCUCCGUCACAAUACUAUGGCAUUGGGACCCACACAGACCGCAAGGUGAGCAUCCACUGCUGGCCUUACUAAUAUCUAUAUAGCUAUAUAUCUAUUUAAGUGCUAUAUAUGUCUUCUGAACACAUAUGACAGCUUUGUCUGAGAAACACCCAAAUUAAAGACAUUAUUCACUGAUAAUCUUCCUCUCUGCUGUUGCUCUUAAAUAGAGUUUUCCAUGAUCGGUCAUGUGACAUGCGAGAAUAAAGGUGUUCAAUUUCAAUGAUUUCAAACAUGGAGCAUUGUGGCUUAAGGUGUAAUUUUUUCUUUGAACAAGCGUGAACUGUAUUUUAGCGCAAUGGUGAAGGGGAAGAUAAUCAGUGCAUAAUGACUUAAAAUUGGGUCUGAUCCUCACACAUCUGAUCCUCAGACUUGGAACAUAUUGCACAAGUUGCAAUCUCAUUUUGUGUUUCAUGGAUGAAAGGAAAUAAUAUUGGAUCGGAACAACAUUGAUAAAUGAAGUAAAUGAUGACCAGAUUUUUAUUUUUGGGUGAAAUAUUCCUUUAAAAUCCAUCGGCUUCUCCAGUCUGUUGCUGCGGUUGGUAGCUGAUCCUGAUGGUCUUAGUUCUCCCUCAGUAGUUUAUUCAGUUAAAUCAGCAGUUUGACCAAAAGGUUACGUCCCUUGUAAAUCAGCAUCCUCAAGUUGCAGGAAGAGGUGAAUGUACUAGAUGCUUCGCUUUAAGGCUCCAAUUCUUAAAUCCAUCAUUAAUAAUGGACAUUUGCUACUCAUUCUACAUAAAACAUUGCGUUAUGGUCAUACCUAAGGAAAGGUUUUUCAGAUAUGGUCACAAAGCGCUUAAUAUGCCUUUCCAUGGGAAUUGAUGCAAAAUUUAGUAUGUCUUGAGUGUGCUUAAGUAAAUCUAAUUGGUGAUGUGAGAGGCUUAUACAGACAGACUGAAGGAUACUUACCAAAGAUUUGCAUAUUUCAGUUGGGACAUGCAUUUUUCCAAUAUGCAAUAUUAUUUAACAUACUGUUUUAUGAUUUAAUUAUUGCAAUAAAGGCUAUAACCAUAACUAACAACAACAUAACUUAUCUUUUAAUAUGUGUCCAGCUUCCAAAUGUCAUGACAUUAUCAACUGAUAUAAUACAGUGAUUAAGGCUAUGAGGAAAUCCACAUUUUUACCACAAAUAUUAUUAAAAAUUUUGUUGCAUAUGUUAAAGAGCAUACAGUACCUUGAUGACAAUUCAAUAAAAUAUAAUUAAAGAAAUGUUGAUUUCAAAAUGUUAACCUACAAAGAAUGUCACCUAGAGGAUUCAGUGUUACCAAAUUAAAGUAGCUACAUGCUCAAAGAAACAUGUUUUACAUGAUGAAUGUAUGAAAGCUCACUGUGUGUGUUUUCUGAAUAAACCAUAG
Myxocyprinus asiaticus (Chinese sucker) is the source of this 4185-nucleotide messenger RNA. RefSeq names its product opsin-5-like. NCBI's taxonomy places the organism in Eukaryota, Metazoa, Chordata, Actinopteri, Cypriniformes, Catostomidae. Gene Ontology annotation, cellular component: membrane. Bases 316 to 1374 code for a protein of 352 amino acids. Gene Ontology annotation, molecular function: G protein-coupled receptor activity. The transcript has 7 exons. The record is from RefSeq and is a predicted model, not a curated record. Gene Ontology annotation, biological process: G protein-coupled receptor signaling pathway.